GCCCUUUACCACAUACACCCAUAAGAAUUGUGUGUAACCAUUUGCUACAAUUGAAACACUAAAUACUAUUUUCGAUUCUAUAACAUGUCUUCUGCAGGCAUUGAAACGCGACCUAGUGUCGUUGGUGAACCAGGUUUCGAAGUUUUGCCAGGACAUUCUGAAGUCACUUCGGCGGGGACUGAAACGGAGCAAGUUCAAGGUGAAACGGAGACGAAAACUGCAUUGAGCGAGGUUGCUCCAAACGUUUUAAAUACUGUGAAAACCACAGAGGUUCCCACUAUCAAGCAUCCCGCCUUUGUUUCCGCAUACAGUGUUUCUGGUCAUUUAACCUUUAAGACAAACGGCAUUCUUCCUCAUUCUUUAAGAAGGUUUUUUUAUGUUCAGACGAAAAAAUUUGAACUUAAAAACUUAAACUAUUAUUAUCGAAAGCGAUUCUAUGGUUCUUUGACUGAAACAGAUAAAACAGCGACCGAGUCAAACCCUUCAAACGGCGACGAAGAGGGUGAAGGCGUAGAGGAGCCGAAGGAAGCGCCUGCUCCCUCUUCUCGUGACUAUUACCUUGAAUUAAUUGCUCACGCAACUCAAACGGGAGACGGAUUGUUGUUUUAUUCAAAGUCUCAACUUGCAUCCGAUAGCCCUAGUGGAAUUAUUCCUUUGUAUGAUGUUGUUGCUGUUGAGCCCAGCUUUGACCAAAAGUUUAUUAUAGCCACAGGAUCUGGCAAAAUCGCUACCUUUGAGGCACCCAGCCCUGCGGAGCGCGACAAGUGGGUCAAAUAUAUUAUUGAGAAUGUCCAACGUUACAAACAGGCUCGGGUGGAUGUGGAGAACAGCGAAGCAUAUAAGGACACAUUUGCCAAGUUGAAGAAAUACUCGGCUGAAAGUGCCAAUGCAGCUUAUUCUUUCUUGUACUUCUUUGGCAAGAAAGAUGGAAGCAAAUCAAAGGAAAAGGGCAAGUCAGUGGACAAGUCAGCGGCCCCGGAUCCACGGAAGCGUGACUCUGUCUUUGAAAUUUUACAAUCAUUCGUUCAUUUCAAGCCCUCUGGUGCAACGAAAGACGCAAUACCGGAAGAGGGAGUGAAAGAAAAUGCCUCUCCAGCAGUCCCUAUUGUUCAAGAACCCGAGGUUACUGAUGACACGCCUCAAAAUGUAAAUGAGGAUGUUCCUGAGACUGAGAAUGCAGCGGCAGAAACCCUCAAUGCGGAACCACCGGCACAGGUUCCUUCUGGGGCAUCACCAUCCACUCCUCACUUGCGUGCACGUCUUUCUGGCAUCUUCCGUCGUUCUCCCAGCCCAAUGAAAAGUGUUUCAGAAGAGCCUGCCGAAGAGGAACAGGAGGCUUCAGCUCCAGUUACCGCAUCGGCGCCAGCUUCAACUUCAAAGGAGAAGAAACAUUUUUUCUCGCCUAAAAAGCAAAAGCAAAAAACACCCAAGAAGACAAAUGAUUCUGCGGAUUCACCCUCAAAGCAUAAGUUCAGCUUGAUGUCUUCCCCACUUAUGAGAAGACUAUCGGAAACGCUUCAUCAUGGAUUCCAUAACUCUCCUGAUUACUCGGCGAAACGAGAGGCUGCUUUGGCUAAGGCUGCUACGGAAACGGAGACAGAACCUGCUGCCGCCGAUGCCAACAUCACGGCCGAGUUGGGUACCGAAGAAGCUCCCGUUGUCGUUGAUGUAGAUGAGGAAGAGCAACCUUCUUUUACUCCGGUGAAUACCGAGCCCGUAUCAAAGAUUUCUGGACCUGGCACUGGUGAGGCUGCUGAGAAUUCUGAUGCUGUUGGUUCGGAGAUUGUCGAACCUAUCCCUUCAGAGACAAAGGCUGACGAAAACGUGGAGGAAGAUGUAAAGCAAGUGGAGACAGUCACUACUACUGAAACUUCUGCUCCUGUUGAGACGCAAGUUGACUCUGACGAUGCAGCUGCUAGCAGCCUGCAUGAGUUCAAGGAGGUAUCUGAGGAACCCGCUAGUGCGGAAGCUGAUCCCGCUAUUUCAUCUGAAGUUGCCGUUCCACCCGCUGAAGAGGUCUUAAACAAGAACUUGGAAUCGGAGAACACGGUCGACACUGCCGCGGUGGUGUCUGAGGAUAACAAAGGUGAAUGAUUCACUUGUGCUUAAAACGCCUUUUCAAUUCUAGGAAGAGCAAUGUCUUCUCCGUGCUUUCAUCACAGCCUUUCAAGCGACUUUAACAAGCAUUUCGCUUUUUGUAUCAUAGGAUGUCCGGCUUUCAUUAUUGUGUAACAUUAAAUAGUUAAUGAGUAGUGCUUUUUAUUUUUAUCAAUUCUACGAGGAUUGCUGUAUUCGUA
Messenger RNA from Schizosaccharomyces japonicus yFS275, 2297 nucleotides. RefSeq names its product meiotic chromosome segregation protein Meu6. The transcript is spliced from 3 exons. The record is from RefSeq and is a predicted model, not a curated record. NCBI's taxonomy places the organism in Eukaryota, Fungi, Ascomycota, Schizosaccharomycetes, Schizosaccharomycetales, Schizosaccharomycetaceae. The coding region runs from base 85 to 2094 and encodes 669 amino acids.